This is a messenger RNA of Moesziomyces antarcticus, 2271 nucleotides long. RefSeq names its product oligomeric complex COG6. Gene Ontology annotation, biological process: intra-Golgi vesicle-mediated transport. The transcript has a single exon. Lineage: Eukaryota; Fungi; Basidiomycota; Ustilaginomycetes; Ustilaginales; Ustilaginaceae. Bases 1 to 2271 code for a protein of 756 amino acids. The record is from RefSeq and is a predicted model, not a curated record. Gene Ontology annotation, cellular component: COG complex.
AUGGCAACGGCACAGCAGCGGUCGCCCUUAUCGGAGCCGGGUCCAUCCUCCCGUCUCGCGCCGGACGAUGCAUCGGCAGCCACCACAACCACGUCCACGCCACGGCCCAUCGCAUCACGAGUGCGCUCGGUGCUGUUGCAGGGCCCGCACGACGCCAAGCAGGUCAAAGCCGCACUCGAUACUCUCGCGAGCAUGUAUCCCGUCUCGCCUUCCAUUCUGAACGAUCAAGACACCGGCAGACACACUGCAGCAAGCGCAGGCGGAGAAGAGCUGUGUCUGGUCGACACGGCGCGUGCGCGGCGCGAUCUGGACGGCGAUGUGCGCGCACGCAUGCUGAGCGCGAUGGACAGCAUCAUCGACGUGCUGAGGAGCGUCGACGAUGGGCUCGUGCGGCUGUCGGACGAGGUGGCAGCCAUGCAUUCGUCGUGCGAUGCGAUGCAGGACAAGAUCCAGUGCGCACACGAUGCCAGUCGGCACCUUGUCGAGCAUGCAGAGGGCUUAGAACGCCAACGCGCCGCCGCACUCGUCCAGAUCGACGUCGCACAGCUCUUUCUGAAUAGAUUCACACUCACGCCGGUCGAGCGCGCGGCGAUCGAUUCGCGAGAGGUGCGUGUAUCGACCGAACUCUUCCAGAUCAUGGACAAGCUCGUGCGCAUCCGCACCGAGUGCCAGGUACUCUUACAGGGAUCCGAAUCCAUACCCGCCUCCACCUCGGCCUCCUCAGCAGCCGCGGCGGCGGGUGGGGGGACACGUGCAGGCAUGGAGAUCAUGUCGUCUACGGCGCACGAUCUCGAACAGGCGUAUGAGAAGCUGUACAAGUGGUGUUCGUUCGAGUUCCGCCAGCCCGUCAAGGAGGGUCUCGAAGUGUCGCCCAGCCUGCGCGAGGCCACGCGCCGCCUGCGCGAGUCGCGGCAAGACCUACUGCGCUCGGCACUCAAGACGCUCGUGCAGACGCGCAGCUCGAUCCUCGCUAGCGCGUUCGUGGCUGCUCUCACCGUGGGUGCCGGUCCACCCACGUACCUUCCCGGUCCGAUCGAGCUGCAUGCACACGAUCCCAUGCGGUAUGUCGGCGACAUGCUCGCCUGGAUCCACCAGACGGUCGCCUCGGAGCGCGAGUUUCUCACUGCGCUCUUUGACGAAAAGGAGGGCGAGGGUGGGCGGCGAAUUGGACAGCGGAGACGUGGGCUCGAGGGAUCGGUGGAUCUGGGCGCUGCGGAUGCAGAGUCGUUGCGGCUGGGCGCGGGUGAGGCGCUGGUGCGCGAGGUGCUCAACUCGAAUCUCGACGGAUGCUGUGGACCACUGAAGCUUCGUAUCGGGCAGACGCUGCGCUCGCAGGAAGGCAGCGUGACAUCCUACCGCCUCGCGCAUCUGGUGCAGUUCUACCGCUCCACGAUGGACAAGACCAUCGGCUCGCGCGCAUCGCUCAGCCGCACACUCGCCGAACUCGCCGAACUCGCUGUGGCCGCCUUUGCCGAUACACUCACACGGCAGAGCAGGGGAAUCGAGCGGUACGACGGCUCUAUCGAAUCGGAUCUCUCGCCACCGCCACCGCUGCUCGCCACGCUGGGGACACUCAAGGAGCUUAUGGGCGAGUUUUCGCGCUCGCUGGCAGAGGACGACGCGGCAGCACACGCCCAGGCUUCGAUGGCACAGGCAGACGGGCCGACGCCAUCGUUGGGGAGCUUUGAGUUUGUGCUGGCGACGCUGGUGGAUGCGCUGGUGACGCUGGUGGUGCGUAUGGCCGAGGCGCACGUUUCCAAGCGCCCAAGAUCGCGCACGGAAGCGGCGGCGCGAUGGGAGGCGCUCGUGUGGCAAUGCAACUGCCUCGACGUGCUCGUGUCCACGCUGGGCGUGCACCCAUUCGCCGCGACCAAGACCGGUGAGCUUCGUGCCCGGCUCGAUGCGGCGCUGGCCGAGGUGGCGCAGGUGCACUCUGCGAAUGUUUUGGCGCGCGCGGGACUCGCACCCGUGCUGGCGGCGAUGGAAGCGGCGCAGGCGCCGGCGUCGAAGGUGGCGGGUGCGAGACAGGCCGAGGUGGUGCAGGCGCUCGAGCGGCUGGAGCAGUGUUUGGCGCACGACGAUCUGCUCACGCCGCGUGAGCUCGCGCGUAUGGCCUCGCCCGCCUCGCGACAAGAUGUCCACCACACGGCACUCAAGAGCCUCACUCGGUCGUAUCAGGUGCUCGUCGAGGCGCUCGCCGAUCCGAACAACCAGUACGAUGUGCACGUCAAGCGCUCCCCCCAGGACGUAGCCAUCCUCCUCGGCCUCUAG